UAGCACCCGAUUCUCAUUUUCACAAAAAGACAAAAGGGUUAUCUCUUCCUUUUCUCUCCACCACCUCCAGCCAGCUGCUUCCGACGACGUUCAGGCGAGUCUUCCGGCCGGCAAGGUACUCUCCUCUCUAAGACCACACACAUGCUUCAAUUUCUUACAAGAAAAUAGAAGAUUAAGAUUCAAGUGUGGGUUUUGAAUCAACUCUAGAGAAGAGUUUGAUUUCUUGAAUUGAAGACACUAACAAGCUGUAAGGUUAGUGAAUUUACGUGGAGUAUACGUUGCGUUUGUGGUAAGAAUUUACAAUUCGCUUUGAGGUGAGUCUAGUUUCGGUACAAGGGUAGCGGAUCAGGAGGGGGGUGCGUGACAUGGGUGGACCCUUGGAGAGUGAUGGGACUAGAUGGUUCUAAACUUUGAUUAUGUUAUUACUAUUUUAUCAUACUUAUUUUUCUUAGUUGAGACACAUUGUGUGGUAUCCCUAUUCGAUGGUGGGAUGGACGGUUGGGACGGUGCUCCGUGUGAUCGGGACUUCCGAACCGGGGCUCUUGUUCUGUAAUGGAAUCCAGAUUACAGAGGUCUUUACAUUGGGUGAGCAAGUAAAAAAGGAGAUAAGAAAGCGACUAUUGUUAGAUGUUAAAGAGAUGUCAAGAAAAGGGAAAGCCAUAAUGACCCCAAAUGAAGGUAGUGAGAACGACAAAGUUAAAUGGGAUGAAGAGAAAACUCGAUCCUUGAUAGAUAUAUGUGUUGAGAUUAUGAAAGCUGCAAAGCGAGUUCCUGGCACUCGAAUCCCAAAGUUAGAAUGGGAAGAUGUUGCCAUCGAAUUUAAUAAUAGAACAGGUUUUAACUAUCAUAAAGGAUCCUUAAAAAAUAAAUGGGAUAUGCUGAGAAAGAAAUGGACUUUGUGGACAAACAUGGUUGGUAAAGAUGCAGGUUUGAGAUGGGAUUCUGUCAGAGAAAAUGUGGAUGCAACUGAUGAAUGGUGGGACAAAAAAAUCAAGGAGGAUAAGGAUCAUGCAAGGUUCCGCAAACAUGGUUUUAAAAAUAAAGCGGACCUUGAGUUUUGUUUUACAGGGAGCUAUGCCACUGGAUCAUCACCUCAAGCACCUUCUAGUGGAGUUGUCCCUAUUCAAAAGACACAGCUUGGUGAUGGAGUGGGUACUUGGUUUGGAGAUGAUGCAUGCAUACCAGAGCAAACAAAUUCUGUUGUCAACCUUGAAGCCACCCGAAACACAGUUAAUUUUGAAGGCACAGUCGAUGAGAUUUCUUCGCCAAGUUCGCCAAGGAAAGAUGUUCCAUGUACACCUUCACAGGCGUCUAGAUCAAGUGGAAAAAGGUCCUUCGAGGGAUCUGCAAAGAGGUCGAAAAAGAAGCCAUCAGUGAACAGUGUAGACGAACAUGAGGCAAUAGCGAGACUUGUUACUGCAGUUGAGACUCAGGUUGCUUUCAAUACAAAAUCUCAAUCGAGUGCUUCGAAAGAAAGGGGAGAAGUUGCCAUGGACAUCUUAAAAGAUAUGAAGAGAGAGAAUCCAAUUUCUAAUAAACUCUAUUUCUUUGCUAUGGACUUAUUUGCAGACAAUCAUGCAAGGGAUAUGUUCAUUGCAUGUGAACCAGAAUUACGAUUGGCUUAUCUGGAACAUAAAUUCUUCCAAAGCGCUAGUGGGCGACAGUUGGGCGAUUUAUGAAUUUUGGUUAACUUGACUUAACAUGAAAUUUGUAGUUCAUAUGUGUAAUUAUGCUU
Molecule: messenger RNA, 1735 nt
Organism: Tripterygium wilfordii
Lineage: Eukaryota; Viridiplantae; Streptophyta; Magnoliopsida; Celastrales; Celastraceae
Exons: 7
Coding region: 483-1679 (398 amino acids)
Source: RefSeq, a predicted model, not a curated record